UGGGUUUCAUGUCCACGGACGGCACAGGCGAUGCCCUGCGUGCCCAUGCUCGUGGGUGCGAGCUAGUGCUCGGAGAAGCCCCAGCACUCACUGGCACCCAGCCCCGUGUGCCUGUUCGGGUGAAGGAACCGCGGGCUGCCCGUCUGAGACCCGGCAGGGAGUGGAAGACGAGGAGACCAGCCACACAGGCUUGUGGAAUGAAUGGGCACCACAAGUUUCAGUGCCCCCCAUACGUGCUGAUACGGCGCGUCUCUGUGUCCCACCCAAGUCUCACCUCGAAUUCUUACAAGGAGAAGAUGAAGGAGCUGUCGGUGCUGUCACUCAUCUGCUCCUGCUUCUACACACAGCCGCACCCCAACACCAUCUACCAGUAUGGGGACAUGGAGGUGAAGCAGCUGGACAAGCGGGCCUCUGGCCAGAGCUUCGAGGUCAUCCUCAAGUCCCCUUCUGACCUGUCCCCAGAGAGCCCUAUGCUCUCCUCUCCACCCAAGAAGAAGGACACCUCCCUGGAGGAGCUGCAAAAGCGGCUGGAGGCAGCUGAGGAGCGGAGGAAGGCAAGGAGUCCUCCCACCCCCCAGGAGUUUCCACGGAGGUGGCCCACGGGGACAGGGCCUGCAAGACUCAGGGUGCUCCCGGGGGUUUGGUCAGCGCCUCGGCCUGGGGAGCUGCACGCGGCCGAGGUGCGCAGGAACAAGGAGCAGCGAGAGGAGAUGUCGGGCUAA
Messenger RNA from Mandrillus leucophaeus (drill), 722 nucleotides. RefSeq names its product stathmin-like 3 (gene STMN3). Gene Ontology annotation, molecular function: tubulin binding. The transcript is spliced from 4 exons. Gene Ontology annotation, biological process: neuron projection development; microtubule depolymerization; regulation of microtubule polymerization or depolymerization. The coding region runs from base 9 to 722 and encodes 237 amino acids. NCBI's taxonomy places the organism in Eukaryota, Metazoa, Chordata, Mammalia, Primates, Cercopithecidae. Gene Ontology annotation, cellular component: cytoplasm; neuron projection. The record is from RefSeq and is a predicted model, not a curated record.